CCUGCGCGGGGACCGUCGCAGCGCAGGCAGAGGGCGCGCGCAGCGCGGGGAGAGCUGCGGCCUCACGUCCGGUUACCGCGCGGCCGUCUGCCACCUGGGCGCGUGCUGCAGGGACUAGAGGGCCGGCGACCCGGCGACCGCGGCUCGUCCCGCGCGCCCCGAACCUCCAGCGCCCCCGCGCCCCCGCCCGCGCCCGCUCCGCCAUGGGCGCCGCCGGCUCGUCGGCCCUGGGCCGCCUCGGCCUCCCCGCGUCGCGCCUCCCCGCGCAGCCCCGGCCCGGCUGGCUCGCGGUGACCGCGCUGGGACUGGCCGCCGUGGCGCUGGGGACCGUCGCCUGGCGCCGCGCGCGGUCCAGGCGGCGCCGGCGGCUGCAGCAGGUGGGCACGGUGGCGCAGCUCUGGAUCUACCCGGUCAAGUCCUGCAAGGGGGUGGCGGUGAGCGCGGCGGAGUGCACGGCCCUGGGGCUGCGCUGCGGCCACCUGCGGGACAGGUUUUGGCUGGUGAUUAAGGAAGAUGGGCACAUGGUCACCGCCCGGCAGGAGCCUCGCCUGGUGCUGGUGUCCAUCACCUAUGAGGGCGACCGCCUGAUCCUCAGGGCUCCGGGCAUGGACCAGCUGGUUUUGCCGGGCAAGCUGCCUUCUUCAAACAAGCUGCAUGAUUGCAGGCUGUUUGGGAUGGACAUCAAGGGCAGGGACUGUGGCGACCAGGCAGCUAAGUGGUUCACCAGCUUCUUGAAAACAGAAGCUUUCAGGUUGGUUCAGUUUGAGGAUCACAUGAAGGGAAGGUCAUCGAAGAAAAUUUUCUCUACCCUUGUACCGAAUUACCAGGUGGCCUACCCAGACUGCAGCCCGAUCAUGCUCCUCUCGGAAGCCUCCCUGGUGGAUCUGAAUACCAGGCUGGAGAAGAAACUGAAAAUGGACCAGUUCAGACCCAGCAUUGUGGUGACAGGCUGCGAUGCCUUUGAGGAGGAUACCUGGGAUGAGCUCCUCAUUGGCGGUGUAGAGAUGAAAAGGGUUUUGGCUUGCCCCAGGUGCGUUUUGACCACUGUGGACCCAGAUACCGGAGUGAUAGACAGGAAGGAGCCACUGGAAACCCUGAAGAGCUACCGCCUGUGUGAUCCUUCUGAGAAGCAGAUCUACAAGUCGUCCCCACUUUUUGGGGUCUAUUACUCAGUGGAGAAAGUCGGCAGCUUGAACGUUGGUGACCCCGUGUAUCGGAUGGUACCGUGACAUGGUUUCCACGUCCCGGAGGCUUUGAUGAGGACGUUACCGACAGCCGCCAACACCACCUCGGCACGUCCUGUGCUACCCAGCCCUUGACCGUCUUCACCCUGGAGCCGAAUCUCUUUGUAACUUUUUGAAGUUACGCAUGCUCCACGUUAAUGCAGGAAAAGUAUUAGAGGUGAUUCAGCAAUAAGGAGGUAUAUAGAUUGGACGUAAUGAGGACUCUUUAAAUAAAUAAAAUUGUCUAUGAAAUUA
Messenger RNA from Neofelis nebulosa (Clouded leopard), 1478 nucleotides. RefSeq names its product mitochondrial amidoxime reducing component 2 (gene MTARC2). Bases 204 to 1229 code for a protein of 341 amino acids. Gene Ontology annotation, molecular function: molybdenum ion binding; molybdopterin cofactor binding; pyridoxal phosphate binding. The transcript has 8 exons. Gene Ontology annotation, biological process: nitrate metabolic process. Gene Ontology annotation, cellular component: mitochondrial inner membrane. NCBI's taxonomy places the organism in Eukaryota, Metazoa, Chordata, Mammalia, Carnivora, Felidae. The record is from RefSeq and is a predicted model, not a curated record.